AUGAGCUUUGUUUCUUCAGAUCUUCGAUCACUUAUUCUAUCCAUUUUUGACGGUUUGUCUGAGAGAUUCGAGAGCCGCGCUUUAACCUUAAUUGUUUUAGUUGUAUCAAGUGGUUUUUUACUAUUCAAGAAUAAAAGGUAUCUUACCAGGAUUAUGGAAAACAUUGGAACGGCGGGAGGAGAGCUGACCAGGAAUUUUAGAAACAACUAUGGGGGAAGUAUGUUUGGCGGGUGGGGGAAUCAGAAUUCAAAGCUGGAAUCGGAAAUGUUUCGCCGAGGUGGCUACAUUGGUGGUCUUGUAAAUGAUGGGAAUACCUGUUUUAUGAACUCUGUAUUACAGUCUCUUGCUUCUUCCGAGGAAUUGAUGAAAUUUCUGGACGAAGAGAUUGUAGCUGCCACGGAGGAGAACCACGAGGAACAAGAAACGCACGUUGAAAUUCCUGCUACUCUUGAUGGUGUGAAAAAUAGCUGUACGAAGAAGGGCAAGUGCUAUGGGAAACGCAAAAAGAGACAAGCGAGGCUUGCUGAGAAAGAAGCUGCUGAGCAAGAUACAGAACCCAAUGUCGCCUUCAGUGCUGCCCUAAAAGACCUUCUGGAUAAGCUCAAUGCCGAACAUAAUCGCGAUAGACCUUACUUCAAAACUAACAAACUUUUGAAAACUAUGUCAAAAGCUCCAAAUAAGAACAUCAUAUUGGGAUAUGACCAAGAAGACGCUCAAGAAUUUUUCCAAACGGUCUUAUCAGAGCUUGAGAAAAACGUGAAGUCGCUAUAUGGAAAAGAUCCAGAACAUGGAACAGAUCGAGUUUCCUUGGAAGACCUGCCUGCGGAUGCGGCCAUAGGUCAAAGUCAGCUCGGCAAAGUCGAGACUGUUUACAUUCCAUCCGAUCAAAUAGACCCUAACUUCGUGCUCAAAAAUUCGAAUAGCAAGGAUUUCACACCAUUCCGUCUAAUGACGCCCUUCGAUGGUCUAACUGCAGAAAGAAUUGGAUGUUUACAAUGCGGAGAAAAUGGUGGAAUUCGUUAUUCUGUGUUUUCUAGCAUCAGUUUGAAUUUGCCAAGUGAGAACAUUGGAGCCACAUUAAAAUUAUCAGAGCUACUCAAGGAAUGGGUAAAACCGGAAAUUAUUGAAGGUGUGGAAUGCAACCGGUGUGCUCUUACCGCAGUGUAUGAGCAUCUGCGGGGAGCGUUAGCAGACCAAGAAAAACUUCCGAACGUUCCCGAAAAGCUGUUAUUAGCGGUCAAGAACCGACUAGCGGAAUUAGAACAAAUUCUAUCGAAACCGGUUGUGGAUGAUGAUGACUAUAAGAAAUUACACACCGAGAAUAUGAUCAGAAAAUGUUCAAAAAGCAAACAAAUCUUGAUUGCACGCCCACCGCCACUGUUAGCUAUUCAUAUUAACAGAUCCGUCUUCGAUCCUCGAACUUUCAUGAUUAAGAAAAAUAAUUCACGCGUUGCGUUCAAAUCUAGGUUAAAUCUUUCACCAUGGUGCUGCGAUAUUGAUGAGAUCAAUUUGGAUGCACGUCUACCUAUGUCAAAAAAGGACGAAAUUUUGCAAGAGUCAUCUGAAGACGAAAAUGUCGGGGGAGAUUAUUUCGCAAAAUUGCAUAAGCGGUUUGAAGCUGAGUUUGAGGACAGUGACGAUGAUGAGGACGAGCAAUACUUACGCCGUCGCGACAGAACGGUCAAAAACUACGAUCCGUUAGCUGGUGAAGUGGAGAGUGGCAGCGAAGAAGAGCAAGAAGUGAAUUCCCCGGAACAACGGUACGACGCUCUGGGCAAUUCAAUCCUACCUGCAGUGCAACAAGCGCAUGGCGAUGAGGAAAAGCAAGUCGAAGAUGUGGAUGAAACUGAAGACGAUCAAUCUUCUGAGGAAGAAAGCCAAGAUGGUCCGUACGCACCAGUGUCUACGAAUAGUGCCUCGACUGUACCUGUCGGUCCGCUCACAUACGCACUUCGGUCGGUUAUCGUGCACUAUGGUACGCAUAACUAUGGUCAUUACAUUGCAUUCAGAAGAUUUCGUGGUCUGUGGUGGAGAAUUUCAGACGAAACGGUCUACGUGGUGAACGAAGAGGAAUUACUUUCGACGCCCGGCGUUUUCAUGUUGUUCUACGAAUACGCAUAUGACGAAGAGACUGGUAAAUUGAAAGAUGAUCUUGACUGGGAAGAGGGUAAAGAUACACAAGAAGACAUCUAA
Messenger RNA from Lachancea mirantina, 2193 nucleotides. Lineage: Eukaryota; Fungi; Ascomycota; Saccharomycetes; Saccharomycetales; Saccharomycetaceae. The record is from the annotation of a GenBank genome assembly.